CGUCGAACGGGGAGGACCGUAUUAGUCGGUAUCGUCGAUCGUUGUUAACCUCCGCCGCACAGUCUCCCUCCUUCGCAAUCGCGGUUUUAUUAAACUUCUGCAGUCCCGCAGUAGGUUGUACGCCGCAAAACUGUAGGAGGACAGUAAACGAGAUUACGAUAAAAUUUCAUACCGAAGUUGUUGUACAAAGCGAAGUAAUAAGACGUAUCGUGGAAGGGGUUGAGAGACUCGCGUUAAUCAGAAAUCGUGAUCGUUUUGCUUGCCGUUUGUAUUAUAUAUAUAUAUGUAUAUGUACGUAUGUGUGUAUAUAUAUAUAUCGCGUUCGGUUUUCGUGUAACUUGAAGUAUUCGUAAGGACGAUAUCAUUUUCGGACAGUAUAAUAUUCACUUUGUUAUCAUCAUUGGCGAAUUCGUGCUUGUGAUUAUUUAUUAAAGUGAGAAACUUAGAAUUUUUUUUUUUUUUACUUCUAACCCCAGUCGGGUCGAAGAUACGAUCACGGAAAAUGAAAAAUCUGCGAAGCAUGUCGGAAACGGUGAAUUCUGAACUGUGAAAAAUUGCUACAAGAGUGACAGGGAUCGUUGACGUUUGUAGAGAUAUAUUUGUACGUAUGCGUGGUAACUGGGUGACGUUAUGUCGUUACAGUGUUGUUGAACGGACUGUCCGCGGUUGAGGGUGUCAACAGACUGGGGAAUACAUUGGGGGUUAAACGGACUCGUCGUCGCCUAUAGACGUGAUUGAACCGUGUUACAGAUGGGCGAGUCACCACCGCCGGCUUCGUCGUCGAAUCGGAGGUGAGAGAGAGAGAUACAGUGAGAAAGAGACAAAGAGAGAGAGAGAGAGGGAGGGCGAGUAUCUCGAACCGCAGCUGCCGCACCAAAGCUACAGAGUGCAACGAACGAGGAUCAAGGACCGCCUCGGCCGAGGGGCGAUAACAUCCUCCUGAAAUCGGUCGAAAGAUGACGCAGCAGAGCGGCGCGGGGUCGCCGCAACAAUUCUGUCUCAGAUGGAACAACUAUCAGACAAACUUGACGAACGUGUUCGAUCAGCUACUGCAGAGCGAGAGUUUCGUCGACGUCACGCUGGCCUGUGACGGUCACUCUGUCAAGGCUCACAAAAUGGUACUAUCGGCGUGCAGUCCGUACUUCCAGGCGCUCUUCUUCGACAACCCGUGCCAGCAUCCGAUCGUCAUAAUGAAGGACAUAAAGUGGCCGGAGCUCAAGGCCGCCGUUGAGUUCAUGUACAAGGGUGAGAUAAACGUCUCUCAGGAGCAGAUCGGCCCUCUUUUGAAGGUUGCCGAGAGCCUCAAGAUACGGGGAUUGGCGGACGUGAACAACGAGCAGGAACUCACCACCUCGAGACCGUCCAAUGCUCAGGACGAACACUCGUCCGUGUCAUCGGGCCCAACCGCCUCUGGGACUAAUUCGUCUUCAACGACCGUUCCUCUGCUUCCUGGUCUACCGAGGAAGAAACGACGCAGAGUGUCGGUCGGCGAACGUUCUCCGGUUAAUGGUAACAGCCCGGCGAGGGAGGCCGACGAGCAUCUUCAGCACUCCGAACACCAGCAUCAUCAUCUGGGCAUCGCGGUCGCUGCCGCGGCAGCCGGCGACGGUCAGAAUUCCGGAUCCGGUGUUCAUCCCUCGGCACCGAGGUCUCUCGGCUCACCGACAGCCCCGAGUAUCUCCGUAACACCCCAGUUCAGCCUCCACGAUCUUCCGGCCUCCCUAACCCUCCCAACGAGCGCUAAUUUGCCCCUACCGACAAGCCAGGCAUCCCAUCCUGUCGCCCACCACGUGUCGGCUCACGUUACUUCCGGGUCCCAUCCCCCCCUCAACGCUCAGAUCGGAUCUCAGCAGCUUUCGGUUCACCAUCAUCAUCACCAUCAACAGCAACAGCAGCAGCAGCAGCAGCAGCAGCAGCAACAACAGCAGCAACAGCAACAACAGCAACAGCAACAGCAGCAGCAGCAUCAGCAGCAGCAACAGCAACAUCAUCAACAAACUGGACAGAACUCAGCUCCCGGUGCCGAUGACCUCGAGAUCAAACCUGGGAUUGCCGAGAUGAUACGCGAGGAGGAAAGAGCCAAGUUGUUGGAGUCAUCCCACGCUUGGCUCGGUGCCUCCACCUCCAGUAUAGCCGCUGACUACUCGACGCUUCUGAAGCUGAAGGCACCGACGUGGACGCGGCUCGACCUCCAGGAGGCGAUCGAGGCCGUCGUCACCCAGAAGAUGCGGUUCACCCAGGCCUCGACCAAGUACGGCAUACCCAAGGGAACACUAUACGACAACAUACUCGGCAAGUCGAAACGCAUGAUGGUCCUCGAGGAUGUCGGGCUGAACACGUCCGAGGAAUCGGCCGUCCUCGAAUUCUGCUGCGACAUCAGCAUCAGCCCCUAUAAUCGGAGGACGAAAAAGUCCCUCAACGCCGUUCUCAUCUACGUUCAGAGGCUCAGGCGGAAACGAGAUCCCGGUUUUAUGUUCACCGGUCUCACCGGGUUCCGGUGGUGGUGGGCAUUCUGCAAAAAGCACUCAAUCGUUUCCCUCUACUUCAAUGACGAGAACGAUAACGAGUGACGAGGUCGCGGUCCUCCUUAUCUUUUUCCUCUUUUCACCUGUUGCCCGAUGUUAAUCCACUCCUAUGGACGCUUCCGUUCUUUGAUUUUUCACAGACAACGCUGGGUUGAGUACACCCUUUCACCAUCAGGGAGGUUGGUUGGUCGAAAAUUGACACUUUCCGUUUAUUUCAUCUCUAGAUAGUCGUACCUUGAGUAUUCGUCAAAUUACUCUAUUCGUAUUUAAGCUACGAGGUUCUCUUCAAAAGUACAAAAAAUAGGAAAUACUGAGAGUAUAAAUUAAAUCUUAUAUAUUAUCGAUGUUUCGGUUACAAUCGCUUUAAGAUCGUUAAAAAUUACACAAGAUUUGUUUCAUUUCACUCUACGAUAGGCUAAUGUUAUUGACGAGUUUUUAAAAACAUCGUAAUGUAUAAGUUUUAUAGGAAUAUAAUAAUUUGAUGAAUACUCAACGUACGACUAUCUCGCAAUAAAAUUAGUAAAAAGUGUCGAUUUUCUACGAACCAACUUCCUUGAUCAUGGGAAGCGUGAAAUUCCCACCGUUAUUUUCCGAAGAAGGAACGUGUUCCGUAAAUCGAUGGAUUCUACGUAAUCACAAUUGGGGAUCGCGAAACCGACGCGGUGUGCAGUCUAGUCUUAUUGUCCCUCGUCGUCCCCCGUGUAUAUAAUAAUAAUAUAAAUAAUACUAAUAAUAAUAAUAAUAAUAAUAAACGAAUCUAACAACAUUCCGGCCAAAAUAAUUAUAACGCGUGUGCCUUAGACGCGUGAUUCGCGAGACUCGAUAUUGCAGGUGAUAUGUAACGUAGUUUCUAAAACAAUGUCAUUUUAAUUCUACAAGAUUGUCUCUUUCGGACGUUCGUUAAACUCGUCUUCCAGCGAAUAUGAUAAUUAAUAUAAUGUAUUAUUUAUACGUUACGAUACUUUUAUGAGCAAAGAAUAAGACAUUGUAUAUAAAUUAUACCUGGAUAGACGAAUACAUGUAUUACUCAUUCCAUUCGCGUUUAUAGACGCAGAAUAAAACAAAAAAUUAUUCCAUUCCAUUCCAGCGCCGUCGGUACGUAUAUAAAAUAUGAUAUUAAUAAUAUACGUGCGGGUUGCGUGCGCGCGUGCCUGUCAAAUAUUAAAUUGUAAAUAAUAUUAUACAUUUUAUUAGAUGCUAUAUAUUAUAGAAUUUAUAUGUAUACCCCGUUACGUAUUCAUAUGCAUAUAGUUGAUUAAUUAAUUACUCAAAUAAUAUAAUACCUAGGCGUACAAGUUAUACUAAGUUAAGGUUUUCUACAUUCGUUAAGUUAUUAAGCAGCGCCGAAAACACAGGGUAUAACGGGCUGCAUGACACGACGAACGAAUAUAUAUAUAUAUAUAUACGCAGGGAUAAAAGACGUUGCAUUAUUAUUGCAUUGCAUGUAUUGCAUUGUGUGUGCGUGUGUGUGUGUACACACACGUAUUUACGCAGGCGUACUAUAAAUUUAACAACGUUACCUCGCGUUUACCGCUCUUCGCAUAAAGGUACAACCCGCACAGUUGUAAGGGAGAAACAGCCCCCACAUGUCACGCUAACGUUUUACUAUACCGUAUAUUAAAAAUUCAAUUCUGCUCACGCACACGCCGAUCCCGUAUGCACGUGUAUCCCAAGGCGCCAAGGAAUAAAAACGGGGCACCAAUACAUAUAUAUAUAUAUUCGUACACAAGCGCGAUACGCGUAAUUACAUAUUUCAGGGGGUUAGUCAACGCUGGUCUGCCCCCCCUUCACCCCCAACGCGCAGUUAUAUAUCUAACGGCGUCGGCUAUCUGGCCGCCAUUUUGAUUUUCGAUGCUGAAAUACGGGGACUUUUAUCAAUGUUCGGAACAACCGUGCACCUACGGUAGUCGAUCAAAUUCAACCGACUUGUGCCAAAAAGCUUUCUCGCUUUACCCACAAUCUGGCUAGACUCCGCUCCGAACGUAUUCGCGGAUGAAAACUAUCGAAAUCUAUCGCCGAACGCGUGUCCGCCCUGGAUUUUUGGUCACUCAUUUUGUCGCGCGUACCGCUUACAACAAACGUUUGUUCCUAGAAUUUAGAAUAAAUUCUGAUCCGUUGUCAGAUAACCAACGGCCGUUUACGAUAUACUAGAUUUCAAAUUAUUUAUCCAUCCUGUUACGUGAUCGUUAAAAUAAUUUUUCAUUUUACGUACAGACGCGAAACGGUAUCAGGAUUUUUAAAUAUAUUUAUACGAACGCUGCCGCUUAUGCUCUCGCAUAUCAAACACUUGCCAUUUUAUACCGUUAAUAUCGUUAUAACUUGACACAUUUUCGCAUUAAGAUUUGCUCGCAAUUAUUAUCACCGCACGUCUCCGUGUAUUUAAUUCUUUCGUUAACUUCCUUUUUUCCGUUUCACUCUUCUCGCGACUCGAUUGUCACCGUUGCUCCUUCGCAACGACUGUGUGUUCACCUCACAACCUGUCACUUAAUUGAUUUAUCUUCUCUACACACGCACACGCAUCUAAUUCGACCUACGUCGAUGUCGAAUUAGAAGUACGGGUAGGUACGUACACGCGGCAAUUUUUCAGGCUGCUUCUUCUCCUUCCUCGUCAUUAAUAACACUUGUUGCAACAGCCGUGAUGAUGAUGAGUUUGCGUUACAAUAUUUCUACAUUCAUUUGCCAGUAUACAGCCGCGAUCUCACUCCCUUACAUCAUUACCGUUAUAUUCCUUUUACUUUAUUCUUUUCUUUUCUCUUAGUAUAAUAAUUACCUACUGCCACGUGGCUCGUUCAAUUUUAUUGUUGAUAUUAUAUUGUUAUUUAUGAUCCUCUGACGCGCGCUAAGGCCAUUAGUUUCUUCGUGUUAUUUUCUUCAUUGUGUUUUUUUUUUUUUUUUAUAUCUUCUAAACCUUUUUUUCUUUUUCAUUUUUUGUUUAAGUAUAAUUAGGAAAUUGUCUUCUUUAUAAGCAAGAUAGUCUAAUGAGAAAUUAAAACGAUCGGAAACAUGAGAAUAGCUCCGUUUUAUGUUUGCAGUGUUGGCGUGUCAACCCAACACUUCCAACUUUUCGUCGGUAUUAAUUCGUACCGACAACCUGUACGUUUCAAUUCGUUUUAGGUAUUCGUUAUUGUACAUAUAAAUAAGUCGUUUUAACCUCGUUACCACGUGCACAUAUAUAUGUAUGUAUGUAUAUAUA
This is a messenger RNA of Neodiprion virginianus, 5718 nucleotides long. RefSeq names its product protein bric-a-brac 2-like. Gene Ontology annotation, molecular function: protein binding; DNA binding. Bases 957 to 2570 code for a protein of 537 amino acids. Gene Ontology annotation, cellular component: nucleus. The transcript has 3 exons. The record is from RefSeq and is a predicted model, not a curated record. Lineage: Eukaryota; Metazoa; Arthropoda; Insecta; Hymenoptera; Diprionidae. Gene Ontology annotation, biological process: regulation of transcription by RNA polymerase II.